UUUUCGUAGUGUUGUUCUCCCGUGGUCCCGUGUCCAAAUACAAAGUAGGUUUUUGGGUGUGCUACCGUAAGUUACUGGAGGAAAUUUGCGGACAGCCGAUACCGAUAGUGGCUCGAUGCUCGAUUCCUCGGUGUCGGUGGGUGCAGUGCAGUGGAUUCUCUCGCUCGCAAUACUCUCCGGUCUCUCCCAGCCUGGUUCCCUCCCACCCAACUCCAUCUAGCUGCUAGCUGCGUUGCUGGUGUGCACUGUGUUUUGAAAGCCACGGGCACGGCCGCCACGGACCGAAUAAACAACAUCGAACCAAAGAACGAAUCAUCGCCGCAGUUUGCUUCCAACAUCUGAUUGUACCGCAUGUAUAUCGGGUGAGCAGCGUGUCUAGCAGUUUCCUAUGUGGUGUGUUGUAGAUCUCCAAUCUUCUCCUUCUGCAACUGGCUGGACUCUAUCUGACUGAUUUCAUCAUACGGAGUCGGAGUGUACGAUUUCAAAGUGCAAAAUAGGAGAAAGAGAUAGAGAGAGAGAGAGAGUGCUUUUGUGUGCAGCUAUCGAUGGUGGCUGCUUUGUAAAAUUGUGUGCUCCAGUGCCCAAAUUUCGUGUGUGCAUAUUUUCCCUGUGCUGUGAAAAAACCGUAAACGCGUUUCCUGUCUAGUCUCCCCACCCAACAGACCAGAAUAACAACGUUCAACGUAACGAGGUGUAGUACUGUUAGGCGCGAUCCAUGCGGUGCAAAUUCUAAGCGAACCCCAGAUUGCGCAAAAUUCCGCUGAAACUGCCACCAUCCAAUCCAAUCAACCCAACCAACCAACAAAAGUACCAGUGUUCAGAGCGUUUGAACAAGCAUAAAGAAGCAAGGAGAGAAAAAAAUCAAUGCGAUAAUCAUCUUCUGUCAACUGUGUCGAAAACGCAGUCGAACAGCACCAAAAGAGACACAUCCGGUCCCGGAAUUGGUCGUUCCGCGGAAAAUCGAUAUCAUUAAAUCGUGCAUCAACAAGCAGCCUCCAGAAGAGAAGAAUCUUUAAUACAGUUUGCAUGUGUCUGCUUUGCUUUGUCAGCCCUGUAUUUGCAACAUUAUCCAUCUACACUUGUCAAAUUCCCAAAUUCUGAGUAAAUUUUUCGCUGGAGGAGUGCAACAAAGUGUUGUGAAUGAAAGUGGGCAAAAUUCAUCCCAGCAUAGUAAGUGAGAGAGUGCACAGUCGAGAAGAAAAGGCAAAGCGGAAAAUUUUCAACCCAGAAGAAGAGUGUAUAGGAGUGAACUAAACAAAAAGACCAAGGCCGCCGCUAGUUCAAUCUGUGAGGAGCCAUCCAAGAGCGAAAGGUUUGCCUGCCGGAGAUAAACCAACCAACAGUAACAACAACAAUAACAACAAGUGACAAGCGAAGCGAACUGGACAGCAGAACUCGUGCUCGCGCUGCUGCGGCAAAUCGUGUGUGACUCACCCAAACAAGGAUACCCAUAGAAUCGUAAAUAGCAGAAUGACGCAUAGUAAUUGCUGGACUGCUUGAACUCAAACAACUCCUGCUGUGUGGGCGGAAGCUAAACGGAUACUCCAGCUUGGACUUCUUUAUUAUGCCUAUAUCUGACAAACCUCGACUAAAUCAUCCGUUGAAUGCCAAAAAACCAACCCCUGUGACACCGAACCCGUGGGUAGCGGGUGGUCCUCCCGGCGGCAAGGACGCCGUCCUGGUGUUCCGAACGAGUGCCCUGUCCCCAGUGAACUCCAGCGCCGAUGGUUUGGAGAGCGGUUCAUCAACGGCAGCAUCCAUUGCGUCGGACGAAUCUACUACUAUAUCAGCUGCCUCGACUUCUUCGGUGCACUCGACCAAAGAUCCUACCGGAACCUCUAGUGAUAAGUUAGCCAACCAUUCGAAAGUACUCGCAACACUGCCUAAAAACUUUAAUGUUCAACGAAAAUCAAAUAGUAUUAGUAGCACCGCUAGCAAUAGUAACGACGACGAUGACGACGAGGACGAAGAAGACGACGAGGACGAUGACGACGAUGAUGAAGACGACGAUGACGAGGCAGAAGGGGAAGCAGAAGGUGAAGAAGAGGACGACAACGACGAGGCGACCACUUCGCAGGACGAAGCUGGUCCAUCGAACGCGGCUGGCAAUGAGAAUAAACCAAAGAAACGCCAGCUGGAGUCGUCCUCCUCUUCGAGCUCGUUGAGCAACGCUUCAGUGACCGGUCGCGAUUGCGAUGAGGCCGAGCCGGAUCUUCCUACGUCCAAGUCGGAACCGUUGCUGGCAGUGGUAGAGAAGAAGCUGGCUCGAAAGAGCCAGGAAAACAAAGAGAACCAAUGUGUGGUGAAGACGGAGAUGCCCGCGGCACAGCUUAACAUCUACUACAAGUUUAUCAACACGGAAACGCGGUUACUGCGGAAGAUACUGAGUGCCCACGGGAUGGGGGAGAGUGGUUCCGAUAGCAACGAUUUCAACCUGCUGUGGACGGGCAUCCAUCUGAAGCCGGAUAUCCUGAGGAACUUGGCACCGUAUCAGAGGGUCAACCACUUUCCGAGGUCAUACGAACUGACCCGAAAGGAUCGGCUCUACAAGAACAUCGAACGGAUGCAACACCUGCGCGGUUACAAACACUUUGACAUUGUCCCGCAAACGUUCCUGCUGCCCCAGGACUACAAGGAACUCAUCGCUGCCCACAACAAAUGUCGCGGUCCGUGGAUCGUGAAACCGGUUGCUUCCAGCCGGGGUCGUGGCAUUUUCAUAGUUAAUUCGCCGGAUCAGAUAGCUUCGUACGAGCAGGUGGUAGUCGCCAAGUACAUCACCGAUCCGCUCUGCAUCGACGGGCACAAGUGCGACAUUCGGCUGUACGUGGCAGUGACUUCGUUCGACCCGCUGAUCAUCUAUCUCUACGAGGAAGGUUUGGUUCGACUGGCCACGGUAAAGUACGAUCGAGGGGCGGAAAAUCUUUGGAAUCCCUGCAUGCAUCUGUGCAACUAUAGCAUCAACAAGUACCACACGGAUUACAUCAAGUCGAACAAUGCAGGGGACGAAGAUGUGGGCCACAAGUGGACAUUGAGCGCCUUGCUGAGGCAUUUGCGUAGCCAAGGGUGCAAUACCGAACAGCUGAUGUUGAACAUCGAGGAUCUGCUCAUCAAGGCGAUCUUCUCCUGCACGCAGCCGAUUGUAUCGGCGUGUCGGAUGUUCGUUCCACACAUCGGAAAUUGCUUCGAACUGUAUGGGUUUGAUAUUUUGAUAGAUGAUACGUUGAAACCGUGGCUGCUGGAAAUUAAUCUUUCGCCUUCGCUUGGCUGUGAUACUCCCCUAGAUACGAAAGUAAAAGCUUGUUUGCUAACCGAUUUGCUUACCAUGGUCGGUAUUCCGGCCAUUAGUCCUCUGCAGAAAGCGUGCUACGAUAGCAAAGGGCACAAGAUUCGAAAUCUUUCGACGCCCUACCGUAGAGUAAACUCGGCAGAUUUUGUGCAUAGCACUGGGUCGGGUGGGAAAAAGGAUGGUUCCCAGCAGGGAGAUACUGGCAAGAAGCUUCAAACGACUCUAAGCGCUCUGACGGCUGAAGAGCUGAAGAUUAUACGCUGUGCCCGGUCACAGUACGAACGACGUGGAGGAUUCGUACGAAUUUUCCCCACCAGCGAUAGUAUGACGCGUUACGCGGCCUUCAUGGAUCCCGUCACGGGUAUUCCAACAUCGGCCGUCACGUCCUCUGGUAGCGGUACGUAUCUGAUGAUCAUUCCGCACAACUACAAUCAAAUGCUGCACUCACAGAUGUUCCCUCAGGGCAGUGAUAUGGAGAACCGAAUUGUGCACCGUAUCCAAAAGUACGAACGUGCACUGGAGAGUACGCUUCCGAUAACGAUCGGCCCGAAGCACACGGCCCCAAAAUGUGUCGACGAGGCCAAGCGGCUGAGGUUGCAGAUAAGGAAGCUUAUCGAAAAUGGUCACGAAUUGAGUAUACUGCAAGCGAGGCGUGCCUUUGGCCUAUAUCUUGAGUGCAUUCUGAAACGACUUUCAUCGGAACCGAAGCACAGCCACGAGGAGUUGGUAAUGAAGUUUUUGUACCGUGUGGGAGCGCACAUGAAAACUCCCUUCUUCUUCCGAAAUUUUGGAAACAAAGCCCUAGGCAAGGAUCGGGGUGCGAUGGUUGCCAAGCAACUGGGUGACUAUCUGCAUCUGUACAAUAAGGAAACGGAGGCCUUCGUCGAUACCUUCGAUAUGGUCGGUAUGGUUCCGAUCAAACUGUUCGACGAUUUCCUGAUGCAGGCCAGUGAAGCGGAUGUGGAAUCGGUGCUAACGCUGCACACGAACCUAACCCAAUCGAUGCCAUUCCUGUACAGUGGAUGUUCGUCCAGCGUUCCACCGGCACCGCCCAUUCCGGUGGGGGCGCACGGCUUUCUCAAGGCACUGCCCUGUAUGGCUCCCGGAGGUGCCAACAAGGAACUUAUUCGGCUGGAUCCGUACUACAAGAGCAACGAAGCCCGAAGUAGCCGGACCGGGUUAACCACACCCUUUGGUGGCGGUGGUGGCGCUGGGGGACGGUCGGAGUUGCGAGGCGACAAGAGCAUGCGGUUGUCGCCGAUGAAGAAGAAACCACCGGUCGGAAAUAUGGUUAAAUCCUCGCGGGAGAGGGAUCAGCGGUCGAAUUGGCUCUACUAGGAUGCGUGCUAAAUUGUGUUUUCUGUUUUGCUGUAUGGAAAUUAUUGUUCUCAUUAUUUUUUAGUUGUUAUUCUAAAGGUGCUCGUUUUGGUACUUUUUCGUUGUUGUCUGGAUGGAAUAUUGUGCGCAUAAAGUAUUUGGUGUGAAUUUCUGGGGUGUUCAAGUUGUUUAUUCAUCAAAGAUAACAAAACAGAUUCAGCACAAAGAAAUUUAAAAUUAUAACUUUGUUCGUUAUAAAUUAGCUUCGAUCGAAUACGGGAUGCUAGUAGGAUGCUUUUCGGGGUACUUCGGCAAUGGUUAAGUUUGAUCAAUCCCGCUCUUCAUGUUUCUCAACGUUCCUUGAAGCUCACCUUAGGUCCAGGAACAUCAGUUAGAAGUCGACCGGAAGCGGCAGUUCUGUCUGUGGGAUCUUUUCAUUCCAUCAUCCUCUUUGACAACCAACUGUGGAGGUGAAACUUGUUGGUUUGGUUAUGCCUCUGCAGUGCGUACGGUGGGUGACUAAUUUUUAAUCAAACUAGAGUUGCUAACUAUUUUGCUUUUGUAAAUAUUCCUACCAGCUAAUUAGCAUUUACACAGAUACAUAUCAUAUCAUCGCAAUCUAAUACCUACGCAUUUGUUUUACAUUUAAAAUCCGAUUCAAAGUAAAUUUGGACGCAUUCAAGUGAUCAUAACUCAAGAAUUAAACAACAUACAAAAGGGUAUUUAUUCAGCUUUGAAACGAUAUAUAACAAGUUAUUACAUUUCACGGUUUCAAACGAACUGUCACACUUUACUUGUGAUCGAUGCCAUCAUGAUCUGCACAGUCGCUGGUGACACUGUACCGGUGAACUUAUUCCACUUUAAACGCAUUUGCUGUGCGUCACUGUAACUUCAUUACCGCAUCCUCGAAGUUUUCGCUUGACAAUUGCCCAAUAUUUUUCGAUCGGUCUGAACUAAGGGCAAUUCAGAGGAUUAAUCUCUUUGGCGACGAAAUUAACAUUGUUUGCAGCAUACCAUUCUAGUACCUCCUUAGAGUAGUGGCAGCUGGCUAGAUCCGGCCAAAACAUAACGUUGGGCUUGUGUAAAUUUAUACCUGGAAGGGACAUCCCCACGACCAAUUGCCAGGUAAAAUUAUCGUCCGGGGAUUUGUUUAUAAUCCAUUUUGACAUAUGUUCCGUCAUCCAUUAAAAUACAACCAUCAAAUUUCGUCAAAACUCGUUCGUAUAUUAAUCGUGCUCGCUUUUUGGCCACUAAAUUUUGUUUCAGGGAGCGAUUCGGAUGUUUACUGGCACAAAAAGACUUAUAUCCUUCUCUUGAAAGGAUGUUACGCACGGUGGAAAAGUUGGAAUUGUAUUUCUUUGCCAAAUCACGUAUGGAGACACCUGGGCUGCUUUUCACGUACCUCAA
This is a messenger RNA of Ochlerotatus camptorhynchus, 6010 nucleotides long. It is a transcript of the gene TTLL5, whose product is annotated as Tubulin tyrosine ligase-like 5. Gene Ontology annotation, molecular function: tubulin-glutamic acid ligase activity; tubulin binding. Lineage: Eukaryota; Metazoa; Arthropoda; Insecta; Diptera; Culicidae. The transcript is spliced from 6 exons. Gene Ontology annotation, cellular component: cilium. Gene Ontology annotation, biological process: microtubule cytoskeleton organization; protein polyglutamylation. Bases 1565 to 4624 code for a protein of 1019 amino acids. The record is from RefSeq and is a predicted model, not a curated record.